CUUUCGUUUCCCGUGAAUCAUUGCCUGUAAAAUUAAAAUGGCGGACACUAAGAAGGAAAACGUGAAGAACGACUCUGAGAAGAAAGAAGAGAAGAAAGAUAAGAAAAAUGAUGAAGAAAAAGAACCUGAACUGACAGAAGAAGACAGACAACUCCAAGAAGAACUGAACUUGAUGGUGGAAAGACUGACGGAAAGUAAUGAAAAGUUGUACAAGGCAGCUCUGGAACAGUUGAGGACACAGAUCCGGGCUUCCACUAGUUCUAUGACCUCUGUGCCAAAACCGCUCAAGUUUCUACGACCUCACUUCGGUACUUUGAAAGAAGUCUAUGAAAAGAUAAAAGAUGGAGAAAAUAAGAGGUUUUGUGCAGAUAUUGUUUCUGUCUUAGCGAUGACACUGAGUGAAACCAGAGAAUGUUUAAAAUAUCGUCUCGUAGGCUCAAAAGAAUCUUUAGAAUCAUGGGGGCACGAGUAUGUCAGGCAUCUUGCUGGUGAGAUUGGCCAAGCAUGGCAAGAAACUGAUGAAAAGACAGAAGCAAAUUACCGCGAUAAACUGGUAAAGCUAGCCAAUGAGAUUGUGCCAUAUAACUUCAAACAUAAUGCCGAAGCAGAGGCGUGUGAUCUACUGAUGGAAAUAGAACGCCUUGAUCUUUUAGAUUCUUGUGUUGAUGAAAGUUCCUAUCCUAGAGUAUGUCUGUAUCUAACCAGUUGUGUUAGCUACGUAGCUGAACCUGAGGAUUCCACAUUACUGAAGACUGCCUUGAGACUCUUCCGUAGAUUUGAUAGAUACCCAGAGGCGAUUCGCUUAGCAAUGCAGUUGAAUGACUUAGAGCUAAUUGAAGAGAUAUUCUCAUCAUGUAAAGAUAUUUUGAUCCAGAAACAGAUGGCGUUUAUGUUGGGAAGACAACAGUGUUAUUUAGAAUUGAAUGAAGAUAUGGAUGAGUAUGAUGACCUAGUAGAGAUUAUGUCAAAUGUUCAUUUAAAUAGUAAUUUUCUUGCUCUUGCACGUGAGUUAGAUAUCAUGGAACCUAAAGUUCCGGAAGACAUUUAUAAAAGCCAUCUUGAAGCAAAUAGGCCGUCAUUUGGACCUAGUGGUUCUCAAGUUGACUCUGCCAGACAAAAUUUAGCAUCCUCCUUUGUAAAUGGUUUUGUCAAUGCAGCUUUUGGACAAGAUAAAUUAUUGACAGAAGAUGGCAACAUGUGGAUUUAUAAAAAUAAGGAGCAUGGCAUGCUGAGUACUGCUGCAUCGUUAGGUCUUAUACUAUUAUGGGAUGUUGAUGGUGGUUUAACACAAAUUGAUAAAUACUUGUAUUCCUCUGAAGACUACAUUAAGUCUGGUGCAUUGCUGGCCUGUGGCAUUGUGAACUCUGGAGUACGUAAUGACUGUGACCCUGCCAUAGCACUGCUGUCUGAUUACGUCUUACACAGUAGAAAUAUCAUGAGAAUCGGAGCCAUUAUGGGGCUUGGUUUAGCAUAUGCUGGUUCCAAUAGAGAGGAUGUACUUACACUGUUGUUACCUGUCAUGGCUGAUAGUAAAUCAACAAUGGAGGUGAUUGGAGUUGCUGCAUUGGCAUGCGGUAUGAUUGCUGUUGGUACAUGUAAUGGGGAGGUCACAUCAACCAUCCUACAAACAAUGAUGGAAAAAACUGAACUGGAAUUGAAAGAGACUUUUUCCAGAUACCUAGCACUGGGAUUAGGUCUUGCAUACCUAGGAAAACAAGAAGCAGCAGAUGCCACAUUAGCAGCAUUAGCGGUUUUAUCUGAACCUCUGAAAAGUAUAGCUAACAUACUGGUGGAGGUGUGUGCAUAUGCUGGUACUGGCAACGUGUUAAAAAUUCAGAAACUUUUACAUCUAUGCAGCGAGCACAUCGACCCAAACAAAGAGAAAGAAUCUAAGGAAACUGAAAAGAAAGAUGAGAAAUCUGACAAAGAAAAGGAAAAAGAUAAGGAUAAAGACAAGAAAGCUGAGGAGUCUAGUUAUGAUGCUGCGGCUCAUCAAGGUAUUGCUGUUAUAGGUAUAGCUUUGAUCUCAAUGGGAGAAGAGAUUGGAUCAGAAAUGUCAGUCAGAACGUUUGGACAUUUGCUUCGGUAUGGUGAGCCAGUGAUACGACGUGCUGUACCAUUAGCGCUUGGACUGAUUUCAGUCUCUAACCCUAGACUGCAAGUAUUAGACACGCUCAGUAAAUUCUCGCACGACAGCGAUGCUGAAGUGGCACAUAAUGCUAUAUUCUCCAUGGGUAUAGUGGGUGCAGGAACCAAUAAUGCUAGAUUAGCAGCCAUGUUGAGACAGUUAGCACAGUAUCAUCACAAAGAUCCUAAUAAUUUAUUUAUGGUGAGGUUAGCGCAAGGUUUAACGCAUCUCGGUAAAGGAACACUAACAUUAAGUCCAUAUCACAGCGACAGACAACUACUCAGUCCAGUGGCAACGGCUGGAUUACUGGCUGUUUUAAUAUCAUUCCUUGAUGUCAAAAAUAUUAUUUUAGGUAAAUCCCAUUACAUACUGUUCACAUUAGUAUCUGCAAUGCAACCUAGGAUGUUGGUCACCUUCGAUGAACAGCUCAGACCACUUCCUGUACCUGUUCGUGUUGGUCUGGCAGUGGAUGUUGUAGGACAGGCAGGUAAACCUAAGACUAUUACAGGAUUCCAGACGUAUACCACUCCCGUCUUGUUACAGUUUGGAGACAGAGCUGAACUUGCAACAGAAGAAUAUCUUCCUGUAACCCCUGUGAUGGAAGGCUUUGUCAUCUUAAAGAAGAAUCCAGACUACGAAACCUAGACCGUUUUCUAUUCCUAAUAUAAUGAGUUAUUUCUACAAGUUGUCUAUAAUUCUCUGUAAAUAACAAACAAACAAAAACA
Molecule: messenger RNA, 2853 nt
Organism: Saccoglossus kowalevskii
Lineage: Eukaryota; Metazoa; Hemichordata; Enteropneusta; Harrimaniidae
Product: 26S proteasome non-ATPase regulatory subunit 2-like
Biological process (GO): proteasome-mediated ubiquitin-dependent protein catabolic process; regulation of protein catabolic process
Cellular component (GO): proteasome regulatory particle, base subcomplex; nucleus; proteasome storage granule
Molecular function (GO): enzyme regulator activity
Source: RefSeq, a predicted model, not a curated record